CCAAGAAAAGAAAAGGAAAAAUAAAACGGAUAAAUGAAGCGCAACUCUCUCCCGACUCUCUCCCUCACCGUCACCGCUUCUCCUCUCCCCUGGGCAUCAUUGAUUGCGAAGUUAACUCACUCUUCCUACCAAUCUUUUUGUGGGAACAGUAAAUAUGUUAAAAAGCUUAGCUUCUGGGUUAUGUUUGUAAUGGAUUACGGCCGCGAAACUGGGUUUUCUCCAAGCAAUGUUGUUCAAAUACUUACUGGACCCCAAAGCAAUAAUGAUGUUCCUGAGAAUUGGGAUUCAGGGGUGGCUGACCAGGGAGUUUGGGCAACUGAAGAUGAUUAUUGUACAUGGAAUAGAGAAGCUUCUGUUGAUACUACUUCUAAUUCCAAUUAUGAUGGAAGGCAAUCGCAAACUCGGUCUGGAAGUGAACCACCGAAUAAGAAGUCAAGAAACUCCCAAGUAAGUGAUAGUCGAUCAAAGGCAAUUGGAAAGAUGUUUUUCAAAACCAAACGUUGCUGCAAAUUCCGAGCUGGAACUUGCCCAUAUAUCACCAACUGCAAUUUUGCGCAUAGUACUGAAGAACUUAGAAGCCCACCUUCCAAUUGGCAAGAAAUCGUGGCAGCCUGCGAGGAUGAACGAGCUGUAUCAUCUGAGCAGAGGGUGGCAUUCCAGAUUCCAACACUUGAGUCCUCUGCUUUUGUUGGGGAGACUCCGAGGUCAUAUAAAGGUCGACAUUGCAAGAAAUUUUAUACUGAAGAGGGCUGCCCAUAUGGAGAUAACUGCACUUUUCUUCACGAUGAGCAAUCAAAAGCUCGAGAGAGUGUGGCAAUAAGUUUGGGUCCUGGAAGUGGUCGUGAAUAUGCGGGCAAUGCCAAUGGAUCUAAUGUGAAACCUUCCAAUUGGAAAACCAGGAUUUGCAACAAGUGGGAGUUAACAGGGUACUGCCCAUUUGGAAGCAAAUGUCAUUUUGCUCAUGGGGCUCAAGGGGCGAUGUUGGCAGUUCUAACUGCUGUUGCAUCCAUUGAUAGUGAAUCCUAAAACCUAGAGUCCAAUAGGUGCAUGAAAGUGAUGAAACAAGAUUUAAACCCAUGACCAUACGUGAAGAGAAUCCCUGAGAAGAAAGCUUAACCUGGUUGGUCAACUAUCUUGGUCCGAAGUCCUUUUGUUAAAUUAUUGUACUAUUUUUCGUUUUUCUUUUUCUCAUUUAUUUUUAAGUGGUGAAUUUUAUAUUAAGAAGUGCCACGGGAACACAAAGAAAGAUGGAAGAGAGGUAGAAAACUAAGGAAGAAGCAUAGAACAAAAUAAAAAUAACCUAAAAUGAAGGUGGCCGCCCAAAAAACAAGAGUGGCAGUCACCAACAAACCCUAACUCCCCCAAAAGAUUGGAAUUUCCUCUUCUUAGCUUUCAUCUUAUAUAUCAUGAAAUCAAGCAAAAUUUUUGUUAUAAUCAUAUCUUCUUCAAAAUUUAAAAAUAUAUAUAUGUAAAUAUAUUCUGUCAAUGCCAUUUAUUUGGCCUUCUUAAUAUAUAGAGUCUUAGUUUUCUGUUUUUCCUUGUCUUAGAGUUGCAUCGUUAUGGUGGGGGACCUGCAGAGGCAGACUCUCGAGAUUCUGUUUCUGCUCCUCAGGAGGUAAAGCAGGGGGUUAUCACUUCUAAAACUCCGGCAGAUGCUGCUGUUGCGCCUAUCACUUCAGUUCCUCAUUCGGA
Diospyros lotus (date-plum) is the source of this 1692-nucleotide messenger RNA. Its product is annotated as zinc finger CCCH domain-containing protein 56-like. Gene Ontology annotation, molecular function: metal ion binding; mRNA binding. Bases 34 to 1026 code for a protein of 330 amino acids. The transcript has 3 exons. NCBI's taxonomy places the organism in Eukaryota, Viridiplantae, Streptophyta, Magnoliopsida, Ericales, Ebenaceae. The record is from RefSeq and is a predicted model, not a curated record.